Medioppia subpectinata is the source of this 2564-nucleotide messenger RNA. The record is from the annotation of a GenBank genome assembly. NCBI's taxonomy places the organism in Eukaryota, Metazoa, Arthropoda, Arachnida, Sarcoptiformes, Oppiidae.
CAAACACCGCAUCACUCGUCGACACCACUGACCGCUGGCCGACCACUGGUCCACACGACGAUGUCAUCGAUGGCAGCGAACCAGUCGUCGCCGGCGCCGCACCACACGUCGGGCACCGGCGCCUCCACCGCCCCCACCGGUGGCCACCACUCGGACGCCGCGCCCGCCCAAGAGAAUGGCUACACGUUUCGUAUGGGCGACCACGAGGUGACAAUGCGUGACAGCUUCGCCUCCAUGUUGGACACCACACAACUCACUGACUGUCUACUCGUAUGCCAUUCACCCCUCAAUAAGGACGACAACGCCGGCGACAGCGCCGACUGUCUACUCGUAUGCCAUUCACCCCUCAAUAAGGACGACAACGCCGGCGACAGCGCCGGUGCCGACAGCGCCUCUCACGGCCUGACCAAUGGCCACCACAGGGAUCACUCGCCUUCGCCCGCCCUGUCGUUGACGGACCCCAAGAACGGCGUCGGCGUGAGUGGCCAUACACUGCACACCCAUCGGGUGAUACUGUCGGCGUCGUCGGACUAUUUUCGGGCCAUUUUCUCCACUCUGACCGCUCAGCCGUUGGGUGUCGUCGCCGUUGUGGUGACGAAUGUGGACUUCGAUGACCUCAAGAGUAUUGUCGACUUCAUCUAUAAGGGACAGGUAUCCGUAGGCCAGUCCCGUAUACACAAGUUCUUGGCCGCCGCCCAGACCCUAAUGGUUAAGGGCUUAAUGAAUAUAAAGCUAGUGUCCAAUGAUAACCAGGGAUCGGAUGAAGGCGGGAACGGCGCGGCGGGUGGCGACUCGUCGUCCGCCGAUGACCAACACGUGCAACGCUUGCGGUCCGAGAAGCGAUCUCUGGAGCACGAGAUACGGACCCUUCGGGAGCACGAGAGGAGCCGUAAAGAGCGGCUCAGGCGUGAGAUCGAGACUGAGAUGAAGAAGAAGUUGGAGCUCGAGAAGAGUGUUCUCAACGAAGAGAAACAGCGUUUCGAAGCCAUGAGAAUGAAGUUCUCCAUCGAGAGGGAGGUCUACGAGAAGACUCGCGCCAAAGAGUUGUCUAAUAAGUGCCUCAAUAAUGGAAACACUAAUAGUGUUAAUAGCAAUCAAUUAGUGAAUAAUAAAGUUGUGAACAAUAAUAAUAGUUAUAAUAAUGUGAUUGAAUUCUCGGACAAUACGAACCACAUCGAGACCAACGGCACGGGAAUCACUAUCACUACACACCGGAGCCCUGGCCUGCGGGUGGAGCACCAGCCCAUACAGCAGUCACAACUGCCGCACCGGCUGGUGAUCACUGGCGGCCAUAUUGUGCGGCAACAGAUUGUGUCGCCGAAACGCGAGGACACGAAGAUUCCCGAAUCGCCCGGCAGUGAAGGCCGACAGUUGCGAAAGCGCAUCAAAUUGGGAACAGACGGCUCGGCUAACGACGCCGGCGGACACGAGUCGGUCAUCAAAGUGAAUAAGAGUGAUGUGUCUGAUAUGGAAGUGGACGAGUCCUCUGGACUUAAGCCCCUGAUUACGGGCGCCGCCGACCGGCACGACGUGGACGAGGAGGAGGACGACGGAGAGGUCUAUGAGAUAGACUUCAGUCAGCCGUUAGAAACCCAACAUUUUAAGCACCACUCGAGCGCUGGUAAGGACCAAAUGAACGACCUUAAGGUGAAUCCGCAAUCGGCGGCGAUCGUGGCCUCAACACUGGCCUACCAUAAGAUGACUACCGCCACCACAACCACCAGUUCGUCUACAGUGACGGCCAGUCCCGCGACCACUGCGGCCGCUAUUAACACACGAGCGCUGCGACGCUCGACAUCCAGUCACGGCUCGCAGAACGGACACCACAGCGACGGCCAUACCAUUGGCACAGAAGUGGUCAACACUGUUCGCCGCAAAGGACCCGGACGUACGCCCAACUGGGCUAAAGAGGCCGAAAUGAACAGCGAUUUGGACGGCACGCCGGAUACCCGUAGCGGCCGUAAGCAACGGGCGUCCCAGGAGUACGUGAUGAGUCCCGCGGGCGGCGCACAACAGCAGUCGAGCAGUGGGCUAUACCAGUGCCCGUAUUGUCCGCAGGUAUAUCACGGCCACCAAUCAAUGCAGGACCACAUCAAUGGUGUGCACCUCAAUGCCAAAACCCAAUACGUGUGCGACUACUGCGGCAAAGUGUAUACGUGGCGCAUAUCACUCAACAAACAUCUCAAGACUGUUCACCCCAACGAACCCAUACUCGAUUAGAUCAUGAUCGCCGCCUCCCUCACCCCCACCCGAGCCCACCGUUACUCUCUAUACACCACACACUCAUUGAAACUCAUUUGCUCCACACAUAUGUGUUUAAAGGCCUCUAAUUUUUAGCCCACAAUCAAACCAAACAUUUUAAUUGUUAAUUUGCAAAACACUCAACAUUUUGAAUUUCAUUACAUAUUUGUUGUGUUUCUAUCAUUACUUUGUAUUGUUUGUCCAAUGAUUUAUAACAAUCCUAUAUUAAUCAGACACUUAAUUUUAUUUUAAUCACAAUUUUGUUUUAAUUUAUAAUUUGUCAAUCAUUACAACAGAUAUGCAACCGACUAAUACAUCGAUCG